Messenger RNA from Parnassius apollo (apollo), 453 nucleotides. The record is from the annotation of a GenBank genome assembly. NCBI's taxonomy places the organism in Eukaryota, Metazoa, Arthropoda, Insecta, Lepidoptera, Papilionidae.
AUGUCUUCUGAAAGAAUUGGUUCCGGCAAAACUUUAACAGGACAAUCUCGUGAAAUAGUGUAUAAUGUUUUUAACUAUUUCAUGCGUCAUCAUAAUAAAAAAAGUGAUGGUGGAGAUCGUUUAAAGAAAGAUUUGUAUGGUUGGACAUCAGAGGCGACUAGUGUGUCCCAGAGAAGUGUUCAACAAGUUGUUUGUGAAGUACGCAAUCAAGUUGUAGCGGCUGUUGAAGCGUCAACAUCACAACAGUCUACCUCAGGAGAAGGAGAGCCACAGCAUCUAAAACAUUGCUGCCUCAAGUUACGUUUAGAACACCGGGUAAAAAGCAAAUAUAUUCCGGAAAAAUAUAUUCAGCUGGAACUAAAAGUGGAUAAUUUCACAGAUUCAUUUAUAAUAACACUAGGAAAUUCCGACGGCGAGUCAAGAGAUCAAGUUCUUCGAGCCGUGAAAGUUUGA